AAUUACGUACUGUGAAAAAACAACAACAAAAUUCACUACGUCAUAGUUUUCGUUGGAUGUUUCAAAUUAUCAAUGUCAACCGAAUUUUACCCUAGAAUAUGGAACAUGAUACCACUCUAGCUUUAAAGAGAAAAUUAUCGAGUACCGACAGCCAUGCGGCUGGUUGCAAGCUACUGAAACUGGAAACAAACAUCAAUAGCCUCCCAGAUGAUAUCCUUUUCGAGAUCUUCAAGUACAUUCCCUGUUUAGAGCUUUACUUUUCUAUAGCGUUGGUUUCGAGACGGUGGCGCAACAUCAGUCUUCACCCCUCUUUCUGGAGACGAAUUGAAUUACGUAAUACAAAACAAUGUGCUGAAGGAAUAUGUCAACUCCUGCGGAGUGUCAGCUUUCGAGUGAACGAACUAUAUAUCUACGAUAGGUCCGAUUGUGAUGUGAUAUUAGAUCAAGCAUCGAAGCACAACAAAAAUAUUUCGGUUUUGUCCCUUUCGCAUUGCGGAGGGAAAACUGGAAACCGCUUUAUAAGCUCUAAAAUUAUCAAAUCUGUUAUUACAAGACUUCCCAAACUAAGAGCUCUACGCCUUUAUGACACAACAUUUCGCUCAGUUAAGUUUUUCGAAAUUUUUGGUAGUCAAAAAUUUAUGUUAUCGCGGAGCAGAAAAUUAGGCAAGAAAAAUAAUAUUAAGAAUCAACCAAUCACGUACACAGGGAUUCUGACUUACAAACAAUUAGAGGCCUACACGAGAAACCUAAACACGUCCGGAAAAGUAACGCUGAACAAUGGAAAGGAAUACACAAUACGAAUGCUUCUUUCAGGGGUCAGAGAAAUACUACACUCAAACGGAUUCGACCCAAAUUCUAUUGUUAGGACGUUAGAGGAUAACCCGUCUGUGUUUUAAGCAAAAAUAUGAUACUUCCUGCAAGAAUUCCGCGUUUACAUUUUUAUCUAUUUUUUAUACGUUUUGUACUAUCAACUGUUACAAUUUAUUGUAUUGUUCAAGAGAAAGGGAUACCAUUUAACCACAAUAAAACACUGGCUUAGUAAUGCUAUUUAA
Messenger RNA from Hermetia illucens (black soldier fly), 1052 nucleotides. RefSeq lists its product as uncharacterized. Bases 99 to 896 code for a protein of 265 amino acids. NCBI's taxonomy places the organism in Eukaryota, Metazoa, Arthropoda, Insecta, Diptera, Stratiomyidae. The record is from RefSeq and is a predicted model, not a curated record. Gene Ontology annotation, cellular component: SCF ubiquitin ligase complex. The transcript has 5 exons. Gene Ontology annotation, biological process: SCF-dependent proteasomal ubiquitin-dependent protein catabolic process; positive regulation of protein ubiquitination. Gene Ontology annotation, molecular function: protein binding.